AUACUUGGUUUUGGCUGCAGCUUGAAACGACUGAAACUUUUGAACGUUGUUAUUCUGUCGGGAUCUUUGGUUGUUUAGGUUGUUAGUCUCAGAAGAAAAAAAAACAUGGCUCAGAUCAACAGCUGCCUCAAAUACAUCUUUAUCGUCUUCAACUUCUUCUUCGCGAUUGUGGGUGGAGUCAUCAUCGGCCUCGCUGUGCUGGCUCAUUUUUUUGCCAAUGAUGAGGUAGAACAAAAUCAGCUGGAGGACCACACCGCCGGUGUCAUUGUGCUCUAUGCCAUUGGCAUCACCACCAUGGUGAUCGCGAUCGUAGGAGCCUACGGGGCUCACAAGGAGAACAAAGUCUGUCUGGUUGUGUUCCAAACAUUUAUGGUCACCGGAGGUUUGGUAAUGUUCCGAAUUGCAAUCCCAGAAGUCAUCAACCGUCCCAAGAUGGAAGCCAUGCUGGAUGUGGAGCUCCGUAAAAUGCUUCCUCUGAACAGAGCGGAGAAGAAGAUAAGGAACAUGUUGGACCUCCUGCAGACUCACAUGCACUGCUGUGGACUCUUCAGCUACAAAGACUGGGAGGACGACAUCCCAGACUCCUGUGAAUGCACCGAGGUGGUGGAGAAAUACGAGUGCCAGAAUAUCAACUACAGAGAUUUCUACCAAAUGAAGACAAAGUCCAUCUACAGCGAGCCCUGCUUCCCCAUCAUCUUGCACUAUGUCCUGAUGGUCGUGGACAUCGGGCUCGGGGUCUUCUUCUUUCUGGCUGCUCUGGCUGUGCUCGGCUCGGUUAUGUCCUCCAUCAUGAUCUGCCAGCUCCGUCCACCCAAAAGAUCCUCUGUCCUGCUUGCCACCACCACCAUCUCCACACCCGAACCACCCAAGUACCAGGAGCUAGAGAGAAACCCUCCUCCAUACUGAAGGAGCAGCUCAGUAUUUGUAUCAUCAGCUUGUUGCACGUGUUUAGGAUUUGCUUCUUUUUGUGUUUCCUUUGCCAUCUGCAUCGCUGUGAGGGGGUCCAGCCGUGGAGCCUGAAGCACCACCGGGUUUAAUGACCGUCGUAGAGAAACUGAUUUCUUCCUGUGAGGAAGAAUCUCAUGCUUAAUUCUGCUUAUUUCUUUGUCAAAGUGAAGACUGAGAAAGAUUUUACUGAAAAUUUUAACCAUUUGAAGGGAAAUUUGGUCAUUUAUCAGUGGUUUGUUAGUGAAAAUCACAGCUGUGUUUUCCUUUACUGUCAUCAUGUUAUUCUUGAUAAAGACGCAUCAUUCCUGCAGGAUGUCACCUGAACACUGAUGGAGCUGCUGGGUACACGUCAGCUUUCAUCAAUAAACGAUUUUUCAUUUCAUUUCUUUCAUUUUCAUUCAUUCCUAAUCCUAAAAGCUGAAAAAGACAAAUACAUUUUAUAUUUUUAUAGCUUUUUUUUCCUGCUGCAAACUCAUGUCCAACUUACAUAAAUAA
Molecule: messenger RNA, 1443 nt
Organism: Melanotaenia boesemani (Boeseman's rainbowfish)
Lineage: Eukaryota; Metazoa; Chordata; Actinopteri; Atheriniformes; Melanotaeniidae
Product: tetraspanin-8-like
Exons: 9
Coding region: 106-906 (266 amino acids)
Cellular component (GO): membrane
Source: RefSeq, a predicted model, not a curated record